Messenger RNA from Quercus robur (English oak), 668 nucleotides. RefSeq lists its product as uncharacterized. The coding region runs from base 111 to 551 and encodes 146 amino acids. The record is from RefSeq and is a predicted model, not a curated record. The transcript has a single exon. Lineage: Eukaryota; Viridiplantae; Streptophyta; Magnoliopsida; Fagales; Fagaceae.
AUAAUAUUUAUGCAAACCAUAAGCGAAAGCAAAGAAAGUUGAACAGUCUAAAAAAAAGGCUAGGAAGUUCAAGAAUUUCUGCUCUCAAUAUCUAUCAGAUUUGCACGCAAAUGGGUUGGUCUGAAUCACAACAAGGUUGCAAGAAGCACCCAGGUGAGAAGCAACUACCUGGGGUUUGUCCCUCUUGUCUAAGAGAAAGGUUGUCACAAAUUCAAGGUCAUUCAAUAAACAAGAAAACAUAUGGUGGUGUUGCUGAUUCUUAUUCUGCAUCACCAUCUGUUGCUUCUUCUUCGACCUUUGUGUCUCCAGUUUAUCGUCGACAUCAUCGUAGGCUUUCGGAAAGGACUGGGUCUAUUUCUUUUACGGUGAGUGUUAGUCAAGGCUUGAAGAAGAGCAAAUCAGUAGCUUUUGUUACGAGGAAUCGAGCAGAGGAGGUUGCAGGUAGUUUGAAGAAGAAAGGAGGGUUUUGGAAGAAGCUGCUGAAGUCCACAGGGAAGAGGACCAAAGAGGCUUUCAUGCAGCCAAGAAUUGGAAGCCAAAGGUUGGAGUAAUAGUGGGAGGGAUUGUUCUAAUUAUAACAAAUGCUUUACGAAAAUAAAUCUGUAUAUAGUUUGUUUUUUUGGGUUUUGGUUUCGCUGUCUUUUAAUGGAAGACUACUCUUUUUUUUU